AUGGGAAGUGUGGAAGAGGGAACCCCAACAUUUCGUUGGGAACAACCCCGUCACUUCGCAGGGGCCAUCGGGCGGAGGAUUCCCGAGAAGGGAAUCCUCCGCUCCCCUGACAGGUGGGGUUCUGGUUGGUGUGAGGCGAUUCGUGGACGUCAGCAGGAACGUAUGGGUGUCGAAAACUUGUCUAUGAACGCCACUGGGAACUCGAAUGUCAGCUUUGCUGUGUUCUGCUGCGUUGUGCUGCGUUCUGCACCCGGAGCGAAACGUUUAAUGGUGGGUCUAGGGCGUUCCGUGUAUACUGAUACCUCUCGCUUCAGGAGACUCGUCUGGCUCUUCCUCUUCCUCCUCACAACAGGUCACAUGCUAUACCUAAUCAUCGAUGCCGUGAAUAGUUACAUGUCCAGCCCGAAGACGACCACGAUGGAGAUGAAUACGGAGAGGGUCCUCCCCUUCCCGGCAGUCACCAUAUGUUCCUACAGUCCUCUGUGGAAGAGCCUUGAUGACGGUCCGACUCUCUCUAACUUCAAGACACUGCUGGAACUCAACAAGCAUCUCGAGGGAGCGCUUGCUAAACUUUCUCUGCCACGUAGCGCAUGCAGUCCGACAACCGCUGGUUCACUCUGGGCCGCCACCGAUCCGCCGUGCACGGUGCGCGAGGGCGAAGGGCAGAAGACCUGCAUCAAACCAUUCGAUAUUCUGAACCGAUCUAAAGAAGAGUAUGGACUCCCAACAGAAUCGAACUCGUUCUCAGCAGACUACUCAGAGUCAGCGACUACUGGUACCCCGACGAUGCCACCGCUCGACACCUCGUCUACGUCCUUUGAUGAGACCGAUAUCUGGGAAAACUGGGUCUACGGCAGAGAGGAAUAUGACCAUCCAUGUGAACCGGAAUAUGGGGAAAUAACCAUCGGCAACAAAACCAUUACGGCGGAAAACUUCCUCAACAUGUUGCUUUUCACCAGCUCCUACACGUUGAGAGACUUCCGGAGAUAUUUGAAUUUGGAAGAUGCUGCUGGCAACAUCUCAGACUUGAUACGUCGCUGCACCUUCAAUAAUGCACCUUGUGAUAUGAACGACUUCAAGGUCAUCAACGACUCUGACUACGGAGCGUGUCUGACCUACAACUACAACGGAAAUAAAGUUGUGCGCCGUUCUGGCUCUUCGGAAGGGCUCCAACUGAGAUUGACGUGGAACACCUCAAACCAAGUGAAUCUCCUCACACCAGCCAAAGGGUUCCGUGUGACCCUUCACCAUCACAAGGCUGAUCCCGAUCCCCUCGGAGAGGGAAUCGACGUCGGCGCGAACAUCAAUUCCUACAUCGGCAUGAGGAGGAGGAAAUUCGAACGGCUUCGUCCUGAAGAAGGAGGAGGUUGCGCCUACGAUUCCUACCUCGAAGACCGAUUCAACAGCAGCAUUUACAAUAUUGGAAAUGGAACCAAGUAUUCCUUCCAGUGGACGAGCUUCAUCGGCACGUUGGGGGGAUUGCUGGGUCUCUACACCGGUUUGUCCUUCGUCUCCGUCCUGGAAGUGUUGGAAUGGAUGCUGGACCUCAUCAUCUAUGGUUGGAGGAAGCCCCAGCCUGACAAGAUGGGUUCGAAGCAACUGGCAGUCAUCACGUGGAACGAUCCUCUGGAAAUGGAACGAUGGUGCACGAAGUCGACUGCACUCCAUCCGGUAGACUAUUCCGGAACUGCACCCGUCUACAUUCGCCCGCCCUUGAAGAAUACUCAAAGUGCUGGAUUCGAUUUGGUCUUCUCGGACCAAUUUCACCUUUAGAUUCAAAAGGGAAAAACUCCUGCACUUUCAGCCUUUUCAUAUGAUCUGAACUCUUUUCUAUCCACCGUCUAACGAUACUUCCUCCAUUGAUUUCACCAGAAAAAAAUUACUUCAUGGAAUUUUCCCCUGCUGUUCCUGUUUGUUCUAAUUGCUUGUGUUUGCAUUGGACAACUCCAGAGUUAUUCCACGAUUGUGCUCCUUGAGAAGACCAAUCCAGCUACACAGCAUCAUCCAAAUAUGCACCCGGAGUGGUGGGAAGGUUGGGAAGGAGAACUCUGCUUUCCCAAAAAUUCCCCAGCAGGUUCACCC
This is a messenger RNA of Darwinula stevensoni, 2082 nucleotides long. The record is from the annotation of a GenBank genome assembly. NCBI's taxonomy places the organism in Eukaryota, Metazoa, Arthropoda, Ostracoda, Podocopida, Darwinulidae.